AGAACCCGUUAACAUGGAUGUAGUACAUGUGAAAGUUUUAAUUCUCUUUGGACUAUUAGUAGCUUCAUUUCUGGUAGGAUUUAUUCCAGUGAAAUGUAUCUAUCACUACAGAAGGAACUUAGAAACAUCAACAGUGUAUCGUCGUUUAUUAAGCAUUCUGAGCUGUUUUGCUGCAGGGGUAUUCAUGGCCACAUGUCUUUUGGAUCUACUCCCUGAAACAAUAGAGGCUUUGGAACCACAUAUCAAGGAGUCUAAAAAAUUUGAGCAUUACCCUGUGGCUCAGUUUAUAAUGGUUAUAGGACUAAUGUUAAUGUUAACGGCCGAACAAUGUGUUAUAAUAUACCAGGAGAAACGAAAACAAAUUAGCCAUUCAAAUGAUACGGUGAGAACAGAAGCGAUUAAAACCGAAAGAAACACCCUUAUAUCAAACAAAGAUGAGUUUCGCAUAUCAUAUAGUUCAUCAGGCAUUGGAACAGACGACUCUAGAGAGAAAAAAACAAAUGACUUCGAGAACAGUACUGUAACCCUGUCGGUGAAGACAUCUGAAACAAAUAGUUCCACUCUGAGAUCUAUCUUGCUAUUGGUAGCUUUAUCUCUACAUUCUAUUUUCGAGGGAAUAGCAGUCGGAUUACAGAAACAAACCACUGAUGUAGUUGAAGUUUUUAUUGGCCUCAGUAUUCACAAAGUAAUUCUUGCCUUCAGUCUAGGUAUGACAUUAACCCAAAGCAAACUUUCGUUUUGGGCACAGAUACGAUCUCUUCUUACUUUUGCCUUAGCUUCGCCGAUCGGGAUUGUCAUCGGUUUGCUGAUUGUGGAAUAUGGGCAAGGAACGACAUCGUCAUUGGUCGAGGGGAUCUUGCAAGGGUUAGCAUGUGGAACAUUCUUGUAUGUCACAUUCUUUGAAAUACUCCAACAUGAAUUAAGCAUACCAGACAUUCGGUUGAUUAAAACUUUUUUUCUAUUUCUUGGAUUUAUAUGUAUGUCAGGUUUAUUUUUGAUCCAUGACCAUGAAUGAUACUAAUUGUUAGAUUCUUAUUUAUGUAAUUUUUAACUGUUAUUUGAUUAUUUAAUUUACCUAGAUUUAAACUUUAGAUUGUUUAAACUUUAAAUAAUCAAUGGAAUUAUUAUCGUACCACAUACAAAGAACAAAUACAUCGAGUUGAAAGUGUAAAGAAAUAUCUUUUUUUUUAUUAUAUAAGUUUAUGUUAUUUUGUGUUUUUUCUCGUGAUUCAUCUGAGGAUAUGUGUGUAACAAUCACUUGUCAAAAAAACUUUUUCGUUUUUGAAGAGGUGGUAUGAUGAAAUUGUAAUAUGUAUUGACGCUUUGUUAUUAUAUAUCACCACAAUGUGUUUUUUGUUUGUGUAUUGCUUAUGUGUUUGUGAUUAGUGAUCGUCAAAUGUUUGAACUGUAGUUCGAUAAAAUAUUUUAUUUUGAUUUUUGUCAUAAAAUGAAACUAUUGUCAUAAAAACAUUGUCUUGAAAUAAAAUCACUUUUAUAUAA
Mytilus californianus (California mussel) is the source of this 1500-nucleotide messenger RNA. RefSeq names its product zinc transporter ZIP1-like. Gene Ontology annotation, molecular function: zinc ion transmembrane transporter activity. NCBI's taxonomy places the organism in Eukaryota, Metazoa, Mollusca, Bivalvia, Mytilida, Mytilidae. Gene Ontology annotation, biological process: zinc ion transmembrane transport. The coding region runs from base 14 to 1015 and encodes 333 amino acids. Gene Ontology annotation, cellular component: plasma membrane. The transcript has a single exon. The record is from RefSeq and is a predicted model, not a curated record.